Molecule: messenger RNA, 3834 nt
Organism: Scatophagus argus
Lineage: Eukaryota; Metazoa; Chordata; Actinopteri; Scatophagidae
Gene: prpf6
Product: PRP6 pre-mRNA processing factor 6 homolog (S. cerevisiae)
Exons: 21
Coding region: 61-2970 (969 amino acids)
Biological process (GO): mRNA splicing, via spliceosome; spliceosomal tri-snRNP complex assembly
Cellular component (GO): U4/U6 x U5 tri-snRNP complex; catalytic step 2 spliceosome
Molecular function (GO): protein binding
Source: RefSeq, a predicted model, not a curated record
GCUGGUGGCGGAAGUACUAUCGCUGUUUUUCCGGCGGUGCGUCUCCUCGUCGUUUUAAUCAUGGCCAGCGCUGCAGGAAAACAAGCGCCCAAAAUUGUCACCAAAACCUCUGCGGGAGGCACUGGGGCGGCGGGGGCUAGCGGCGGGCCCCCGAUUUUGCCUCUUGCCUCUCCGCUUAUGGGGAAAAAGAAGAAGCCGUUUCUGGGGAUGCCCGCUCCGCUGGGCUACGUCCCCGGUCUGGGCAGAGGUGCAACUGGUUUCACCACUCGAUCUGAUAUUGGUCCUGCCCGUGAUGCCAACGAUCCUGUGGAUGACCGACAUGCACCCCCAGGGAAGAGGACGGUUGGGGACCAAAUGAAAAAGAACCAGGAUGAUGAUGACGAAGAUCUGAACGACACAAACUAUGAUGAGUUUAAUGGAUAUGCUGGUAGCUUGUUCUCCAGUGGGCCGUAUGAGAAAGACGAUGAAGAAGCAGAUGCUAUAUAUGCAGCACUGGACAAGAGGAUGGAUGAAAGACGCAAAGAAAGAAGAGAGCUGAGAGAAAAGGAAGAAAUUGAGAAAUACCGUAUGGAGCGACCUAAAAUCCAGCAGCAGUUCUCAGAUCUAAAGAGAAAGUUGGCAGAGGUAUCAGAGGAGGAGUGGCUGAGCAUCCCUGAGGUGGGCGAUGCCCGGAACAAACGCCAGAGGAAUCCCCGCUACGAGAAACUCACCCCUGUCCCCGACAGCUUCUUCUCCAAACACCUGCAGAGCGGAGAGAACCACACCACUGUUGACCCGCUGCAAGGGCUGGGGGGCCUGAACACACCUUACCCAGGAAGCAUGACCCCGGGCCUGAUGACACCAGGGACCGGAGAGCUGGACAUGAGGAAAAUCGGCCAGGCCAGGAACACACUCAUGGAUAUGAGGCUCAGUCAGGUGUCUGACUCCGUGAGCGGACAGACAGUGGUGGAUCCAAAGGGUUACUUGACUGAUCUCAAUUCCAUGAUCCCUACACAUGGAGGAGAUAUCAGUGACAUCAAGAAAGCUCGUCUGCUUCUGAAAUCAGUGAGGGAGACCAAUCCUCAUCACCCGCCUGCCUGGAUUGCGUCUGCCAGGCUGGAGGAGGUGACGGGCAAACUGCAGGUGGCCAGGAACCUCAUCAUGAAAGGCACAGAGAUGUGUCCUAAGAGUGAGGAUGUAUGGCUGGAGGCAGCUAGACUUCAGCCCGGUGACACGGCGAAAGCCGUGGUGGCCCAGGCUGUCCGCCACCUGCCACAGUCUGUCCGCAUCUACAUCAGAGCUGCAGAGCUGGAGACAGAUGUCAGGGCCAAAAAACGCGUCCUCAGAAAAGCCCUGGAGAAUGUGUCCAAGUCCGUUAGACUGUGGAAGACAGCUGUUGAGCUGGAGGAACCAGAGGAUGCCAGAAUCAUGCUCAGCAGAGCUGUGGAGUGUUGCCCUACUAGUGUGGAGCUGUGGCUGGCACUGGCACGGUUAGAGACUUAUGAGAACGCCCGUCGUGUCCUGAACAAAGCCAGAGAGAACAUCCCCACUGAUCGCCACAUCUGGAUCACUGCUGCCAAGUUGGAGGAGGCCAAUGGCAACACUCAGAUGGUGGACAAGAUCAUUGACCGAGCCAUCACGUCUUUACGUGCCAACGGUGUUGAGAUCAACCGAGAGCAGUGGAUACAGGAUGCAGAGGAGUGUGACAAGGCGGGUAGUGUAGCUACCUGUCAGGCUGUGAUAAGAGCUGUCAUAGGCAUUGGCAUUGAGGAGGAGGACCGUAAACACACCUGGAUGGAGGAUGCAGAUAGUUGUGUGGCCCAUGGAGCGCUGGAAUGUGCCAGGGCCAUCUAUGCCCAUGCAUUGCAAGUCUUUCCCAGUAAAAAAAGUGUCUGGCUUCGAGCUGCCUACUUUGAGAAGAAUCAUGGUACAAGGGAGUCUUUGGAGGCCCUGCUCCAAAGGGCCGUGGCUCACUGUCCCAAGGCAGAGGUCCUGUGGCUGAUGGGAGCCAAGUCAAAGUGGCUGGCUGAGGAUGUGCCUGCAGCCAGAAGUAUCCUCGCUUUGGCCUUCCAGGCUAACCCAAACAGUGAAGAGAUCUGGCUGGCUGCUGUCAAGCUGGAGUCUGAAAAUAAUGAGUAUGAAAGAGCACGUCGACUGCUGGCCAAAGCCCGCAGCAGUGCCCCUACAGCCAGGGUAUUUAUGAAGUCGGUAAAGUUGGAAUGGGUGUUGGGAAACAUAGAAGCUGCCCAGGAGUUGUGCACGGAGGCCCUGAAACACUACGAGGACUUCCCCAAACUUUGGAUGAUGAGAGGCCAGAUAGAAGAGCAGUGCGAAAACAUGGACAAGGCCAGAGAGGCCUACAACCAAGGGUUGAAAAAGUGCCCCCACUCGGUGGCCCUCUGGUUGCUGCUGUCUCGUCUUGAAGAGAGAGUGGGACAACUGACCAGAGCCAGAGCUAUCCUGGAGAAGGCGCGACUCAAGAACCCCCAGAGCCCUGAGCUUUGGUUGGAGUCGGUCAGGUUGGAGUUCCGGGCUGGACUGAAGAACAUCUCCAACACACUGAUGGCCAAAGCCCUACAGGAGUGUCCCAAUUCAGGUAUCCUGUGGGCUGAGGCGGUGUUUUUGGAGCCCAGGCCUCAGAGGAAGACAAAGAGUGUUGAUGCAUUGAAGAAGUGUGAACAUGAUCCCCAUGUUUUGCUCGCUGUAGCCAAGUUGUUCUGGAGUGAGCGCAAAAUCACCAAGGCCAGAGAGUGGUUCCUAAGGACAGUAAAGAUUGAGCCAGACCUGGGAGAUGCUUGGGCCUUUUUCUACAAGUUUGAGCUGCAGCACGGCACAGAGGAACAGCAGGAAGAGGUGCGAAAGCGAUGUGAGAAUGCGGAGCCCCGCCACGGGGAGCUGUGGUGUGCCGAGUCCAAACAUGUCCUGAACUGGCAGAAGAAGACGGGAGAGAUCUUAGCUGAGGUAGCCAGAAAGAUCAAGAACACGUUCUGAGACUGCAGAAUUUUGGACUGAAAACCAUUGGAGGACUCUGGCGGUCACCAGUCUAGCAGGAACCCGCUAUGGACAUGAUCAGCUAAUGGUCUCUUAUCAGGACUUGCUCCUCUGAGGCAGAUUGUCCACACAUUCCCCCCUUGCCUCUUAACCUUGUCCAUGUUUUAUUGCUUUACCAGAUUGAACCACAAUUUGUGUGUUUAAAAAAAAAAAGAAAAUGAUGAUUUGAUGUCAAAGUGGAAACAAAUCUGUGCAGUCACGUGAUGAAUCAUCCUAAUUAAGCGCUUGUUGACUUCACAAAUCUGUAAAUCAGCUUUAAUUUCAUCUUCUGACACCUUUUGUUAUUCAGACCCGGCCAUGACCGCCACCCGUCAUGUGGUGAGAGUGAGUUCUCUGUGAAUUCAAAUGAUAAUCUGUCGCACCAGUAAUGACACAAGUGUGCCGUAGUAAAGGGGUUAAAACGGCAAGUCAGUUAGGAUGAUUUUCUUGAUUUGUGUUCACUUUGACAUUAGCGUUUGUUUUUUUUUUAGUACUGAUUAGCGUCAAAAUUAAAAUUCAAAAUUAAAUUCACAGGUAUUGAGUGAUGUUGUCAGAGAAAUGUUUGUUUAAAACAAAAACCCAAAUGUCUCCAUGUUACUAUUGAGGAAUUUUAUUUUUUUGGUCUUGCAAUACACCCAGAUUUGACUGUGUCUGUUUAGCAGUGUAUAUAAACUCCUUGUCAGGGAUUAUUACAUGAUUUCAUAAUGCUGUAGUAAAGAACUGCUUUUUUUCUUUUUUUAAAAAAAAACUUUGCUUGAAACUUUUGCUUGUUUGCUUGAAAUGUGUUUAAAUACUGUGCAGGCAUCCAAUAAACAGAACACAGUU